Messenger RNA from Neodiprion fabricii, 2553 nucleotides. Its product is annotated as beta-1,3-glucan-binding protein 1-like. The coding region runs from base 230 to 1651 and encodes 473 amino acids. Gene Ontology annotation, molecular function: carbohydrate binding; hydrolase activity, hydrolyzing O-glycosyl compounds. Gene Ontology annotation, biological process: carbohydrate metabolic process. NCBI's taxonomy places the organism in Eukaryota, Metazoa, Arthropoda, Insecta, Hymenoptera, Diprionidae. The record is from RefSeq and is a predicted model, not a curated record. The transcript is spliced from 9 exons.
UACUUCUUCUCCGAUUUCGUUCUGUACACCUUUGGCCGUGAAACGGUGCGGAUCUCGCCUUCUCGACGUCAACGAAAUCACUCGUAAAAAUUAUCUAUAAAUAUUCCGCAAACUGCAGUUUUUUCCCGUAUAUCUUAGUUCCAUUCGCAUCUCGAACUUCACCCGGUUUAGCAGCGCUAAUUACAAGUGGACGAAUGACAACGAACACUUAAAGCAAUCGACGUAUAAAAUGAGGCUGCAAAUUCACUGCGGCAUUGGUCUGAUUCCACUGGUUCUUCAUCUACUAACACCGACGAUAUCUACAGCUCAAUAUGUUCCCCCGAACCCAACGAUCAUACCUUUGUAUCCGAAGGGCUUGCGACUCUCAAUACCAAACGGAGAGGGGAUCUCACUUGUCGCAUAUCACGUAAAGUUCAACGAGGAAUUUUAUUCGCUGGAGGCAGGAACGAUAGCCGUUGACAUAAUCAAACCUAGACGCGAUCAAUGGACUUACGAGGACCGUACCACUAGGAUAAAGAUUGGCGAUACAAUUUACCUCUGGAUGCACGUUGUCUACGAAGGUCUUGGGUACAAUCUGCUCGACCAGAGCUUGACCGUCACACAACUGUACAAUUACGAUGGAACUCCGCACGUUACUGUCGCCUCCUGCAACCCGUCGAAUACCAUCUUUAACGGAAGCCAGCCAUGUACCGGACAAAUUUUGUUCGAGGAUUAUUUCAACGAGCUAGAACCGAGCAAGUGGAGGACCGUCAAGCGAUUCACAGGUCCCCCGGAUUACGAGUUUGUCGUGUAUACAGGUAAUGACGAAAACUUGGUGGUGAGAGACGGUGAGUUAAGAAUCAAGCCGACACUCCUGGACAAGGGAGGCAACGAGAACUUUAUUCGUCGUGGAAAUAUGACUGUGCAUGGGUGUACGGGUCAAGUCGGAUCCAACGAAUGCUACAAACAAGCUAUAUCGUAUUCCAUUUUACCGCCAGUAGCCUCCGGCCUCAUCGACACCCAGAAGUCCUUCAAUUUUCAAUACGGACGCGUCGAAGUUCGUGCCAAACUUCCACAAGGAGACUGGAUAUACCCAAUAAUAAAACUGCUGCCGGUAAACGCGGAAUACGUAUCUGGCUAUACUGUAGGGGAAUUUAGAUUGGCAAGCGCAGUUGGAAACAGAAACUUGCGCGAUAGCUCAGGUGCGAACAUAGAUGGACACGAGUUAAGGGCGGGUGCUGUAGUCAGCAAGUCUACUCCAAUCGAGGUUACUACGAUGUCGAAAAAACGUUCGUCGAGUUACUGGGGCGACGAUUAUCACAUUUACGAACUGAAAUGGACCCCGACAGCCAUAUCUGUCAAGGUAGAUGGCGAAAGUUUCGGGGAGAAGGCAUAUCCACAGGAGGCUUACGUGCAAGAAUUCUCAACCAGUCGCAACGGCAGUCCCAAUUCUGUGUUCGAUAAGCCGUUCUACAUCAGCAUCGGUGUCGCCGUUGGUGGACAGAGAGAAUUCCCAGACAAUUGUACAAGUGGGGAGCACCACAAACCGUGGGGGAAUCUACAGUCGAAGGCUUUGCUGAACUUCUACACUGCCAAGGAUACUUGGAAAAAUACGUGGACAGACGAGGGAUCCAUGCUCAAAGUGGACUAUGUCAAAGUUUGGGCGUUGUAGCGUAAGAAUUUUCAUCAAGACAAUAAGCAGCCACGUGUUGCCGUCAAUUCAUAUUGUUACGACUAAUAUUAAAAAGAUGAAAAACGAAUUUAAUAGGUCAUGUAAUUCCUGAUUUUUAUUCAAAACACGAUCUCAUUCCAUAAAAUGGAAAGCGUUUGAAGAGUAUUAUUCCUACCACCCUCGUUUUUCCCCCCUUUACGGAACUAUUAGUAAUUUAUUUUCUGUGCAGGAUAUAGAGAACUAUUAACAAGCUUAUUACACUGGGGAAAUGGCCAAGCUGUUGAGUAACGAUAAAUAGCUAGAGGCCAAGCAAGGUACGAUUUUGCCAAAGGUCUUCGAUUCAAACAUUAAACGAAUAAUUAUUAUUGUUCAAUGUUUACAGUGAGAGUCAACUCACGAUGUACAAUGGCGUUUUGAUCUACAAAGUCAUUACGUACAUGUAUGUAUGUAUGAUAAUUACAAUGCGCACACAUUAAUGGCAGAGGCAAUAUUGUUUGUUAUAGAGACAUUUGUUGAUUUGCGGAGAGUAUUGUAUUUCUUUGUUUUUAUUUUGACAAAUUACCCAAUCCUAGGUCAAUGGGUAAAUAGGUAAUUGUCGCUAUGUACAUUGUACAGAUAUUAAUAUAUUAUUAAUAUUAUUUGAUGUUGAAUAUACAAACAUAUAUUUGUCUGCCAGUUCUUCCAACGUUCGCAUGCAUGUGGUCACGAUUUAUUCAACGUAAGUUCUUACUAUUAUUUUUCUUUUUUUUCUUUGCUUUUCUUGACUGUUUAACAUCGAAAACUGUCUCUGUUCCUUGCGGUUUUAAAUAAAAAACUACUUCUCCUUUAUCAUGAGGGAUCAGAUAAUUUUUCUUGGCUAAUUAUUUUAACUCGUGUUAUUAUAUCUGCAAACUUUUACUACU